UAUUUGUACGAGAUGGGAACCUCAACCAUUGACAAACAAUACAGUAGAAUACAGUAGGACGAAUCAAACGAGUCGAACCUGAAAAUUUACAAGCAUCAAGAAAAGCGAGCCAAGCCAACUCUGCUCUACAUUGGCCAUCUUACCACAUUACCUAAAAUUCACCCCUCCAAUUAACUUCCGCGAAAAUAGUUUUGCCCCAAAACCCGGAUCUUGCGAUGGAGCAAACGCCGUCCACGCCACCACCGGCGGAACAGCAGCAGCAACCCCAACAAACGCCGCUGCCACCACCCGCCACCACCUCCUCCCCCUCCUCUUCAGUUCUCACUCCUCCUCUCCCACAAACGCCACCUGUCACCACUUCCUCCUCAAACCCUAGCCCCACUUCCACCCCUAAACCCCCACAGUCUCAACCUGCCACUCCUCAAACAAGACCAUCCUUCAACACCAGACCGUGGCAACAGCCAUCCUCAACUUAUUCGCACUUCUCACUUCCCCCGCCUCCCCUUCCUUCAACCUCCAAUCCUACUACUUCGAUUUCUGUGCCGCCCGUGCAAAGAGGUGGCAUGGCCAUUGGGGUCCCUGCCCAACACCCCGCCACGUCUUCGGCUCCCCCGACCUCCUUUUCCUCACUUACUUCCCCUUCUUAUGGUCAACAAUCUCAGGUGAGGCAGUCCAUACAAGGAAUGCAAGGAAUUGGGAUGACCGGAUCUCAGGGUACAACUUCAGCAAUGCGGCCGGGAGGGAUUGCUGCACAUCAGUUGAGGCCUGGUCAAUCAUCUCUUAGGCCACAGACUAGCUCAAGUUCCCAGUCCCCUACUACACCGAAUUUCCAAGGGCAUGGCAUGCUCAGAGUUCCGUCUUUAGGAUCUCCUGGAUUGUCAACGUCCGGUAGUUCCCAAAGCUCACAGUCCCAGAAUCAGCUAUGGAUGUCUUCUGGAACCCAAGGAAGACCUCCUUUGCCAACUCCAUCACUUCGACCCCAGGCCAGCUCCCAGUCAUUGCAGCAAAGAUCCCACAUUCCUCAGCUACGAUCCAUCACUACCUCACUACAGCAGCAAACAAACUCGACGCAACACUCGCCACAACCUUCAACCUCAGGGCCAGUACAAGAAAAUUAUGGGCAACAAUUCCCACCUUCCAGGAUGCAGCAGCCAUUAUCUCAUCAUCAACAGAUUGCGAGGGGUCAGGGAUUGGGAACCCAAAGACCUCCUCUCUCAAUGCUACAGUCCAGUGCAGUCCAGCCUGGAUCCUCAAAUAAAUCAGCUACUGCAGACACUGAGGAAUUUAGUACUCGGAUAGUCAGCAAGAGAAGCAUCCAAGAGCUAGUAAGUCAGAUUGAUCCAUCAGAAAAAUUGGAUCCUGAAGUUGAAGACAUUCUCGUGGACAUUGCCGAGGACUUUGUUGAAUCUAUUACAACAUUUGGUUGUUCAUUGGCCAAGCAUCGAAAGUCCACUACCUUAGAAGCCAAGGACAUUCUUCUAAAUCUUGAAAGAAACUGGAAUAUGACACUUCCUGGAUAUGGUGGAGAUGAGAUCAAGAUUUACAAAAAGCCGUUUGUAAGUGAUAUUCAUAGGGAGAGGUUAGCAGCGAUUAAAAAGUCGAUUUCAGCCACUGAGAUGUCGGCUAAGAGCUCAUCUGGACUGCAAGGUGGAAAUGCCAAAACUCAUCAGGCAAAGGGGACUGCCAGUGUCAUUGGUUCCCCACCUAAUGCUAAAAUACGCGAAGCUGGAUGAGUUACUGCUAAAAAUGCCUGGCUGUGCAGUUUUGAUUCGAAAAGGUGAACUUUGAAGAAUGUGGUGGUGAAAGUAGUAGAUGGAGCACAAUUUAUUUUGCCAAUGCAAUCCCCAUAAUGGAUGAAUGUGAAAAUUAACCAAUCAACUCCCACCCCAGAAAAGAGAGGAAGAAGACGAGAAAAUGAAGUGGUAGGAAUCGGCUCUUUUGCAAUGCAAUUCUUCCAUAUGAUGCAUCAAAGACACAGGAACUGGACUACACCUUCAAAUCUACGUUGUGUCUUCAUUACCGUUUCCAACUUUUGCCCAAUUGUUCGUUUUUAUGCCAUCACCAUGUUACUGUAAAAUAUAAAUGCUAUGGAUGGGUUCUCUUUCGCAUCUUUUGGGGUGUUGCAAGAACAUUGAAGCAAAUCUUUUGUGAUACAUGUUUCUUAGGUGCACAAUACCAAUAUGUUUGAUCUAGAAUGCUUAUAUAAUCACACCACAUGUUUUGAUAGGUAAAGCCAAAAUGCCAAUUGACUUCUGAUUCGAGAAAUGGUUUCUUGGUUGUAUGUUGAAAUUCGCUUAAUGGCUUUGUGAUUUCUUAUUAAUUAGAUAAAUGGCAUUGCUCUUAUGAGCUCUUGAGGAA
This is a messenger RNA of Olea europaea var. sylvestris, 2358 nucleotides long. Its product is annotated as transcription initiation factor TFIID subunit 12. The coding region runs from base 216 to 1733 and encodes 505 amino acids. NCBI's taxonomy places the organism in Eukaryota, Viridiplantae, Streptophyta, Magnoliopsida, Lamiales, Oleaceae. The record is from RefSeq and is a predicted model, not a curated record. Gene Ontology annotation, biological process: DNA-templated transcription initiation; RNA polymerase II preinitiation complex assembly. The transcript has 9 exons. Gene Ontology annotation, molecular function: TBP-class protein binding; protein heterodimerization activity; DNA binding. Gene Ontology annotation, cellular component: transcription factor TFIID complex; SLIK (SAGA-like) complex; SAGA complex.